This is a messenger RNA of Dendronephthya gigantea, 996 nucleotides long. RefSeq lists its product as uncharacterized. Gene Ontology annotation, cellular component: membrane. The transcript is spliced from 2 exons. Gene Ontology annotation, molecular function: transmembrane receptor protein serine/threonine kinase activity. Lineage: Eukaryota; Metazoa; Cnidaria; Anthozoa; Malacalcyonacea; Nephtheidae. The record is from RefSeq and is a predicted model, not a curated record. Bases 36 to 632 code for a protein of 198 amino acids.
CGUGUUAUAAAUGUGAAGGAGACAACACUCCCCCGAUGUGUAAUGAGACUGAAAUAUGUUCAACGAGCAACACGCAGUGUCUGUCUCAAGUUGAAAAAGAUAAUGAUGGGAAGAUGAGCUAUAAACGAGGUUGCACAAUUCCUGGAACUUGUACCUCAAAAAAAGCCGUCUGUCUUGUAGAAGAGAAAUUGGGUCGAAUAGACGACUGUUCCUACGAAUGUUGUGACACAGACAAUUGCAAUGAUAAAUUCCCAGCUCUUGGUUCUGGUUUUCAAGUCACAUCUGCAUCAAGCCUGACGUGUUAUAAAUGUGAAGGAGACAACACUCCCCCGAUGUGUAAUGAGACCGAAAAAUGUUCAACGGGCAACACUCAGUGUCUGUCUCAAGUUGAGAAAGAUGAUGAUGGGAAGAUGAGCUAUAAACGAGGUUGCACAAUUCCUGGAUCUUGUUUCGCAAAAAAAACCGCCUUCGCUUUACAAAAAAAAUUGGGUCGAAUAGACGACUGCUUCUACGAAUGUUGUGACACAGACAAUUGCAAUGAUAAAUUCCCAGCUCUUGGUUCUGGUGUUCAAGUGACAUCUGGUAUAGUCGCCAUUGCUGCAACAUUGUCCUUUGCUCUUUUCGUCAUAUGAACACUUUAGUUGUAAACUUUUUUAUUCGCCAACUAUGUCGCACAUAAAACUCACAAAUUGCAAAAGUAAACGGCCUUUAUAUGUUGCCGUAGAACAAACAACAAUUUUCUUUUAAUUUUAUUUUUACGUAUAAAUUCUAUCUACCAUAAUCUCAUAUUUACCAAGAGUGUUAAUUCCGAUAUCAUCACUAUAUUAAUACAAUAAACUUUUAUUGAAACCUGUUUUCCACGGUCGUGACAGUUGCAACUGCAGAAAUGUUCGGAAAUUUAAGUUAUCGGGUCGUGAAAAGUAAAUUCUUGGGAAUAGGUUUCAAGCGCUUUGAACACAAAGAUUUUAUCUGAGUCAAAAUUUCCUAUUGCCAUGA